Molecule: messenger RNA, 1278 nt
Organism: Musca domestica (house fly)
Lineage: Eukaryota; Metazoa; Arthropoda; Insecta; Diptera; Muscidae
Product: S-adenosylmethionine mitochondrial carrier protein homolog
Exons: 4
Coding region: 188-1081 (297 amino acids)
Biological process (GO): transmembrane transport
Cellular component (GO): mitochondrial inner membrane
Molecular function (GO): S-adenosyl-L-methionine transmembrane transporter activity
Source: RefSeq, a predicted model, not a curated record
GGGGUCAGAUAAUAACAAAAACAACACAACGAUCAAGGGAACAUGUUGGUUUUGUAAUUUUGCAAUUUUAUUCAAUAAUCAUUAAUUAAAAGUUGUUUCUUUAAUUACAAUCGUUUAUCACAUGAAACGGAUGUUUGUCGCGCUUACAAGAUUACAGUAAUUAUUUGAAUUUUCUAUUUAAUUUAAAAUGGAAGCGGCAGAAAUUGGUUCAGGUGUUAUGAACCCUGAUAUUGUGGCGACCAUGACUCCUGAAACCUCACAGCAUAAUUUUAUCAAUGCAUUGGUGGCUGGUGGCGUUGCUGGCAUGGUUGUGGACAUUGCCCUGUUUCCCAUAGACACAGUCAAGACACGUCUGCAAAGUGGCAGGGGUUUCUGGAGGGCUGGUGGUUUUAAGGGCAUUUAUAAGGGACUGGCACCUGCUGCGGCGGGAAGCGCCCCCACCGCUGCCCUUUUCUUUUGUGCCUAUGAAAAUUUUAAGAAACUAUUUUGUGAUCUCAGUGGAUGUACAAAAAAUUCACCAUAUAUACAUAUGGCAUCUGCAUCUAGUGCCGAAGUGCUAGCCUGUUUGAUACGCGUACCUGUUGAAAUUGCCAAACAAAGAAGGCAAGCAUUGGGAACAAAAUCACAGAACGGGGCAUUACAAAUUCUCUGGACAGCGUAUAAAACUGAAGGCCUACGUAAAGGUCUUUAUCGCGGUUUCGGCUCAACAAUUAUGCGCGAAAUUCCAUUUAGUUUAAUACAAUUUCCACUGUGGGAAUUUUUUAAGCUUCAAUGGGAACCAUUGACCGGCAUAGAAUCAACGCCAUUUAGUGUGGCGCUAUGUGGUGCCGUUGCAGGAGGCAUAUCGGCCGGCUUGACGACUCCAUUGGAUGUUGUGAAGACCCGAAUUAUGUUGGCCGAACAGAAUAGUGCAAUACGUAAAUUAUCCAUACCAAAAGUAAUGGGUUCAAUAUACCGUGAAAAGGGUAUAACGGGUUUAUUUGCCGGUUUUGUACCGCGUGUUAUGUGGAUCACAUUGGGAGGUGCAUUUUUCUUUGGUUUCUAUGAUUUGACUACGAGAAUGCUGGCAGCCCAAAGUUAGGCAUAUAUCAUAAUGAUAUACUAUACAUAUAGUAAACGGCAGUUCUAUUAAUUGGAAGUUUUAAAAUAUAUUGUUCAUUAUUUGUUUUUUUAUAAUUAGUCUAAAUUAAAGAAUAAUUAUAAUAUUGAUAUUAGUUGGAAUUGUACGUAAGUAGUUGUUAAUAUGUGCAGUAAAAUUUGUAUUUCUUUCUAAGUUGA